AUGGACGCCUCCUCCCUCCGCAUCUCCAAGUUCGAUGGAACUAACUUCCACGCCUGGAAGUUCAAGAUGCAGAUGGUGCUGGAGGAACGGGACCUAUGGGAGGUCGUCAGCGGUGAGAUCAAGGCGGAACAGUGCGAGACUCAGUUGGACCAAGCGACGUACAAGAGGAAGUCAAGAAAGGCGAUGGCAGUGAUCUGUCUGGCCAUGGAAGAUUCCCAGCUACCGUUGGUCCGGUCGGCAAGUGGUGCAUGCGACGCAUGGUCAAGGUUGGAAGACCACUUCGAGAAGAAGAGUCUUGCCGACAAGCUGUUCUUGCUGAUGAACUUUAGACUUCUUGGUCCGAGUGCAAAACGCAAAGUGAAUAUAUAUUUAUAA
Messenger RNA from Peronospora matthiolae, 375 nucleotides. Lineage: Eukaryota; Oomycota; Peronosporomycetes; Peronosporales; Peronosporaceae. The record is from the annotation of a GenBank genome assembly.